Messenger RNA from Hippocampus zosterae (dwarf seahorse), 1565 nucleotides. RefSeq names its product TAM41 mitochondrial translocator assembly and maintenance homolog (gene tamm41). The transcript is spliced from 8 exons. Gene Ontology annotation, cellular component: mitochondrion. The record is from RefSeq and is a predicted model, not a curated record. Gene Ontology annotation, molecular function: phosphatidate cytidylyltransferase activity. The coding region runs from base 252 to 1283 and encodes 343 amino acids. Gene Ontology annotation, biological process: CDP-diacylglycerol biosynthetic process; cardiolipin biosynthetic process. Lineage: Eukaryota; Metazoa; Chordata; Actinopteri; Syngnathiformes; Syngnathidae.
GCACAACACUAUGACGUUUUUACUAUGCGACGCCGUCGGCGAAUGAUAACUGCAGUAGUAGACAUGUUUCAACGUUAAAAACAACAUCCAUAUAUUUUUUUACACGGUAGCGGAUUGGCUAGUAGUCUUAUCAAACCAUUGAAAAUGUUGUUUAAGCUUUUUUGGAAGUGACUUUGUGAGUUUCAUGUCAGCGGUCUCUUGUCGAUAACAAACGUGUUGUCGAUCAGUAUCUAAAUCGAUGUACGGACAAAAUGACUCUCCCAGCUUUGCACAACACCGGCGUGCUUUACAGAAGAAUUUUGUCACAAUUCCCACAGGAUAUCAGUUUAGCUUUCGCCUAUGGAUCUGGUGUUUUUAAACAGCAAGGAACCAGCCAAGGUCAAAUGGAGAAAAACAUGCUGGACUUUGUGUUUGCGGUGGAUGAUCCAGUCACUUGGCACACCAUGAAUUUAUUGCAGAACCGUAAACAUUACUCCAUCCUUAAACUACUUGGGCCUGCCAUGAUCAGCUCCAUACAGAGUGACCACGGCGCUGCUAUGUACUACAACACGCUAGUUCCCAUGGACGGGAGGAUUAUCAAAUAUGGUGUGAUAAGCACUGAGUGUCUCAUUGAUGAUCUCAUGCACUGGAAAACCAUGUAUGCUGCAGGACGGCUUCACAAACCGGUGAAGUUACUGGGGCAGGCUGACAAUGGGAAGCUGCGUGCCGCUCUUGUGGCCAACCUCAAGAGCGCUGUAACGGCUUCAUUCCUUAUGCUACCCGAGAGUUUUAGUGAGGAAGAGCUUUUCUUGCAGAUAGCGGGCCUGUCUUAUGCCGGUGAUUUCAGGAUGGUGAUUGGAGAGGAUAAAUCCAAGGUGGCCAACAUUGUGAAUGACAAUAUUGAGCAGUUCCGGAUUCUCUAUAGCAACAUCUUACGGGACUGCCCGCAGGUGGUCUACAAGCCCCAACAAGGAAAAUUGGAGGUUGACAAAAGCCCAGAGGGCCAGUUCAUCCAGCUGAUGGCGUUGCCUCGCACCCUGCAGCAGAGGAUCACCAAGCUGGUGGACCCUCCCGGGAAGAACAGGGAUGUGGAGGAGAUCCUGCUGCAGAUGGCUCAGGACCCCGACUGUGGAACAGUUGUGCAGCAGGGCAUCGCUUCUAUUGUGAAAUCAUCCAGUAUUACACAAAGUAUCAAAGGCAUCGCAACAGCAGGCAUGUGGAAGACAGUGUCCUACAGCUCGAAGAAGCUACUAAAGAUGUGGAAGGGCUGGAGGAGGAAACCAUCUGUUCCGCAGACUUCCUGAACCACGUUCCUUGGAAUCUGUCAAACUUCUUCUUGGUUUAAAACAUGAACUGAGACUAGAACAUUCAAUUACACUCUUCUCUAAUUAACUCUACGAGUACGAAACAUAUUGAGACUCUAAGGUGAGAAACACAAUAAUCAGGAAAUAAACUUGCCGUGAAACCAGUCCUCAAAUAGUGGGGGCAUGCCCACUUGUGGUGUGUGUGACCCCAGGGAACAUGGUCCCACCCUUCACUGUAUUAGAAUAAAGUAUAAUUGCAUAUCCACUGCAACAUGUGACAGU